AUGUGCUUAAGAGCUGAGAUAAACAUUGAAUCAGUUGUUGGUAAGCAUCGCAAACGUGAUAGACUAAAUGAUAAUUCGUUCCGGAUAUUCGACAAAGCUCCCUCAGUAAAAUAUACGGAUAUCAGCCGAUUCGGAUUUCCGUUUGGAGUCGUGGACGUUUCGCUGACGCAAGAGCGGUCUACACAACGACUUGGUGGAUCAACCGGGACUCAAGUUUCAACUCAAAUUCCCUCAUCCAUGAACAAAGCCUGCCUCAUCGACCUCAUUGACCUUGAAAAGAUGAAAAUUUUGGAUGGUCCUGGACGAUGUCGAGCCCAGAUGAUCGCGCAGCUUACGCGAUGGCUUGCAGAGGCCAACCGAUGUGUCACUUCGGUGUGUUUUUCCUCUAUCGUUGCAGACAAGACUGGUAGAAGUUUCCCGACUCCAGAGGGAUUCGUGGCUCUAGGAAGCGGGGAGGAGGAGAAGGAGGAGGAGGCGGAGAAGGAGGAGGAUGAGGAGGAAGAGGAAGGGAGGCGGAUCGUACAGCGUAAAAUAAGUGGACUUUUGGACAACACUAGAACUGUUUAG
Messenger RNA from Necator americanus (New World hookworm), 567 nucleotides. RefSeq lists its product as uncharacterized. Bases 1 to 567 code for a protein of 188 amino acids. The record is from RefSeq and is a predicted model, not a curated record. NCBI's taxonomy places the organism in Eukaryota, Metazoa, Nematoda, Chromadorea, Rhabditida, Ancylostomatidae. The transcript is spliced from 5 exons.